UCCCUUCCCAUUUAAGGUGCGGCAGAGGAACAGGUGCGCGGAGAAUCUCCGAGAAGCUUUAUAAAUUGAAAUAUCACCGUCGCGUGCUAACUUACUUUCAGAACGCUGAGGAACACGUAAAUAGAUAACAACAGAGGAACUAACUUUAUCAGCAACACAGCAAACUUAGUCCAACACAGUCAGAUUGUGAGGAGUGGGGGAUUUGUACCUUCACAGCAGGUGGACGUCGUCUUUGUUGAUUCGCAAGUCAAGUCGAAGAAGAAGCGGAAAAUGGCCCACUCGGGUAUGCAGAUGUUGGGAUUCGCCCUGUCUCUUCUCGGCUUAAUUGGAUUGAUAAUUGGCACAAUGUUGCCCCAGUGGAAGAUGUCCGCUUAUGUUGGGGACAACAUCAUCACGGCGAUAUCCAUGUACGAAGGACUCUGGAUGUCCUGUGCGUUCCAGAGCACAGGCCAAAUGCAGUGCAAGGUCUACGACUCAAUCCUGCAGCUCAACAGUGCCCUCCAGGCGACCCGCGCCCUCAUGAUUGUGAGUAUCAUCGUAGUGGUGGCUGGCUUGGGUGUAGCCGUCAUGGGAAUGAAGUGCACCACCUGUGGAGGAGAUGACAAAGUCAAAAAGGCCCGCAUUUCCAUGACUGGUGGCAUUAUCAUCCUGAUUGGAUCUUUGUGUGCCAUUAUUGCCUGCUCUUGGUAUGCUAACGACAUCAUCCAAGCCUUCUACAACCCUUUCACCCCCGUCAAUACAAAGUAUGAGUUUGGUUCUGCCAUCUUCAUUGCCUGGGCUGGAUCAUUCCUGACUAUAGUGGGAGGUGCCAUGCUGGCAGCAUCCUGCCCAAGAGGAAAACCAUCCACUACACCCAAGUAUCCCAUCUCCAGACCCGCCAGCAGCAAGGAAUAUGUUUGAGCAGGACUGGCCUCAGUGGUAGAGGCUGAAGGAACACUUUGACAUUCAUGCUAGUCCAACUCCGAGAUUGAAAUGUUAAAAAGAUAUAAUGCUAGGAGGUGAUCAGUACUUGUUUUUUAUUAUUUUAUUUUAGUUUCUUCAGGGAUACCCUGUUAUGUUACUGUAACAUUAUUUUAACAAACUCAUUCAAGUUUUAAAUAAUGGCGGUUUACUUUUUAAAGAGCGUAUUGGCCUUGCCCUGUCUUGACUACAGUUAGUGCUUACUGAUAUGUAUACUAUGUAGUAUACUAUCCACUUAGUUGACACCUGUAAAGCACAAU
Sander lucioperca (pikeperch) is the source of this 1220-nucleotide messenger RNA. RefSeq names its product claudin-7-B. Gene Ontology annotation, cellular component: plasma membrane; bicellular tight junction. The record is from RefSeq and is a predicted model, not a curated record. Gene Ontology annotation, molecular function: structural molecule activity. Bases 271 to 900 code for a protein of 209 amino acids. The transcript has 4 exons. NCBI's taxonomy places the organism in Eukaryota, Metazoa, Chordata, Actinopteri, Perciformes, Percidae. Gene Ontology annotation, biological process: cell adhesion; bicellular tight junction assembly.